CGCAUCCGCAGCCACAUGAAGAUGGUGAUCGACCAGCUGGACGGCAUUCUCAAAGAGCUCAAGGAUGUGGCCAAGGAACUCCGGGAGGUGGUGGGUCAGAUCGAUAAAUUAACGUCAGACUUUGACUUUGACCUGGAGCAAGAUGACUGGACGGUGGCCACAGCCAGCAGCACGUCCAGCAGUGAGCGGGGUUUGGGAGAAGCCUUCAGGCUGGACUUCCUCAAUGCCGAUGUGCUUUCCGAUAGCUGGGAGUUCUGCAGCUACCUGGAGGCUGCUGGCGCCUCCGCUCGCAGACCUGGUGAGCAACCAGGCUACUCCCAGAUGAAUGGCGGGCUGCCCAUCCCAAACGGGCCCCGCAUUAUUACUCCAGAUUCAUCCAGCGAAGAGGCCAGCAGCUCCACGCACAGCCACAAGACUUCCCGUACCUCCGGCACAAGAGAGAGGGUCCGCUUCAGUGACAAAAUUCUGUACCACGCGUUGUGCUGUGACGACGAUGAGGAGGAGGAGGAGCAAGAGGAGUUACAGGAUGACAAGAGUGGCUUCACCCCCAAACGUUCUUCCUCUGAGCACUCUCUCCUCCAUAACUGUCUGGACCCUUCCUAUGUCUCCUCGCCAGUGAAGGGGAUGACAGGAGCUCACACACUACCCAGGAAAGGUCUCUUAAACCCCGGCUGCCGCAAAAAACUGUUACGAAAUAGCAGCACACAAACUGUCUCUGACAAGAGCACCCAAACUGUACUGCCCUAUAUUCCAACCAAACAGAAAACAAAGGACCACUGAG
Molecule: messenger RNA, 781 nt
Organism: Scomber scombrus (Atlantic mackerel)
Lineage: Eukaryota; Metazoa; Chordata; Actinopteri; Scombriformes; Scombridae
Gene: insyn1
Product: inhibitory synaptic factor 1
Exons: 4
Coding region: 16-780 (254 amino acids)
Biological process (GO): inhibitory postsynaptic potential
Cellular component (GO): postsynaptic density
Source: RefSeq, a predicted model, not a curated record